Amaranthus tricolor (Joseph's coat) is the source of this 987-nucleotide messenger RNA. RefSeq names its product auxin-responsive protein IAA3-like. Gene Ontology annotation, molecular function: protein binding. Lineage: Eukaryota; Viridiplantae; Streptophyta; Magnoliopsida; Caryophyllales; Amaranthaceae. Gene Ontology annotation, biological process: regulation of DNA-templated transcription. The transcript has 3 exons. The record is from RefSeq and is a predicted model, not a curated record. Bases 194 to 736 code for a protein of 180 amino acids. Gene Ontology annotation, cellular component: nucleus.
UAUUCUCCAUGUCUUCUACAUUGGAAUCUGACAAAUAAUUAUAGUAGUGGUUGUUAGCAGAUUUCUACAUCUAUACUUCUAUAUAAUACCAUUACCACCUUGCCUUAUGCUUUAACCACACAUAUAUUUGUAUUUAGUAUUAUACCAAAUAUAAAUACAAACUUAAGCUCUUGAAGUUUAGAUCAUCACUAAAAUGGAGAUGAACAAGAAGGAAAUUGAGCAUCAAGAUACCGAGUUAAGACUAGGAUUACCGGGCAGUCAGAUCAAAACUCAAAUUAAUAAGAGAUCGUUUUCUAAUAUUAAAGAAUCUUCUUCUGAUGCUCAUAACACUGAAAAUGAAACUGCUCCCCAACCAAAGGCACAAGUGGUGGGUUGGCCUCCAGUUCGAUCAUACAGGAAAAAUUGCCUUCAAACAAUGAAUAAAGAUGCUGAAAAUGGAGGGUUUUACGUAAAAGUAAGCUUGGAUGGAGCUCCUUAUCUUAGAAAGAUUGACAUGAAACUAUACAAGGGCUACUCACAACUCCUUAAGGCUUUACAAGACAUGUUCAAAGUUGAAGUUGGUAUUUACUUAGAAAAAGGAGGAUAUAAUGAGUCAGAAUAUGUGCCAACUUAUGAAGAUAAAGAUGGAGAUUGGAUGUUGGUAGGAGACGUGCCAUGGGAAAUGUUUAUUACUUCUUGCAAGAGGCUAAGAAUCAUGAAAGGAUCAGAAGCAAGAGGAUUGGGUUGCUUGCCCUAAAUCAUAUUUUUUACUUUUUUUUUUGAGUAUAUGAAGUUUUUUCCUUUUUUUAAUUAUGUUUUUUUUUGGAUAAAUUAAAGGAGUAUUUUUUUUUCAUGUAUAUAUGGGAGAUGAUCGGCUUUUAGAUCUAUAGCAUCUCAUUUUCAUGUAUAUAAUGCUCCUUACAAGCUCCAAAAGCCCCUUUUUUGGUGCAAAAUGUUAUUGUAUAUAUACUUUAUGAAAAGAAUAUAAUUUUUCUUUUCUUUUUGCAA